Molecule: messenger RNA, 534 nt
Organism: Penicillium salamii
Lineage: Eukaryota; Fungi; Ascomycota; Eurotiomycetes; Eurotiales; Aspergillaceae
Source: the annotation of a GenBank genome assembly
AUGCAGUCAAUGAAUUGGAAAUCCGACAUCAACCAUGCCAAAUCGAUACCGAUGAUCAACUGGGCUGCUCUUAUAAAAUAUGCCAUUAAAACCAGAGACCCCCAGAGCAUGGAACCCUCAAAUACUCGGACAUGCUAUAAUCAUCCUUCAUACAACAUGGGCGGGCUUCAUCUAGUAAGAGUCCUCGUAUUUGACGACGGAAUGAAAUGGGUUGCGCGCAUUCAGUUACACGAACGCACAAGCGAAUCCAAGAAACGGCUGCUCUAUGAAGUUCACACACUCUCUUUACUACGAGAGCGAACAGAGAUUCCCGUACCAGAAGUAUUUGGUUACGAUCUCAGCGGAGAUAUUAUCGGCCGUUGUUUUGUGCUCAUGAACUUCAUUCCUGGCAGCACUGCGAUGGAUGCUUUUGGAGGUUGGAAGGUUCACAAUGGUGAAAUUCCACUGAAAUUCAAGCCAGAAUUCUCCCAAAGUAUUGCAAAAAUACAUGUAAGCGUACUGAAUGUUCGCUCUUGUGGGAUCUUGACUGACUAA